This is a messenger RNA of Caenorhabditis remanei, 945 nucleotides long. RefSeq lists its product as uncharacterized. The record is from RefSeq and is a predicted model, not a curated record. Bases 1 to 945 code for a protein of 314 amino acids. The transcript is spliced from 2 exons. Gene Ontology annotation, molecular function: structural constituent of cuticle. Lineage: Eukaryota; Metazoa; Nematoda; Chromadorea; Rhabditida; Rhabditidae.
AUGGGUCACAUCCAAGUUCUUCUAUUCGUCGUGACAAGCGCAUCUGCUUUGGCAGCUCUCACUGCAAUCUUCUCGGCUAUCCACGUGAUGACCGACAUCAGCAGCUUCCAAGACGAAGUUCUCACCGAUCUGAGCAACUUCAAGCAGUACGCUGACGAUGCGUGGGGUGUGAUGGUUCGUACUGGAAACUCGCCAGGAUUCCGUUUUGAGCAAAUCACCGGAAGAGUUCGUAGACAAUAUGCUACCGCUUCUGGUGGUGGUGGUGGAUGCCAAUGCGCCGCCCAAGCCUCUGGAUGCCCAGCCGGACCACCAGGAGCUCCAGGAGAAGAUGGAGCUCCAGGAGAGCCAGGAACUCCAGGACAAGACGGACAAGCUGGAGGAGCUGGAGUCGCCGAACAACACUCUGCUGCUUCUGCUUGCAUCACUUGCCCAGCCGGGCCACCAGGACCACCAGGACCAGAUGGAUCUGCUGGACCAGCUGGACCAGCCGGAAACCCUGGACAAGACGGACAAGGAGGAGAUGCCGGAGCACCAGGACCAGCUGGACCACCAGGACCACCAGGACCAGACGGAAACCCAGGAGCCGCCGGAAACGACGGAGCUCCAGGAGCACCAGGAACUCGUUCAUCCAGCUCUCCAGGACCAGCCGGACCAGCCGGACCACCAGGACCACCAGGACCAGAUGGAGCUCCAGGAGGAGGCAGCGGACCAGGACCAGCUGGACCAGCCGGACCACCAGGACCAGCCGGAAACCCAGGAUCUGCUGGAUCUGAUGGACAACCAGGUGGACCAGGAUCCGAUGGAGCCCCAGGAAGUGAUGCCGCCUACUGCCCAUGCCCACCAAGAUCUGGAGCUGUCGGUGGAGGAGGAGGAUCUGACGCCGCUGUUGGAGGAGGUGGUGGAUCAAGCGAUGGAUACCAACGCAAGCAUCGAUUCUCAAACUAA